This is a messenger RNA of Dermatophagoides farinae (American house dust mite), 1160 nucleotides long. RefSeq lists its product as uncharacterized. The record is from RefSeq and is a predicted model, not a curated record. NCBI's taxonomy places the organism in Eukaryota, Metazoa, Arthropoda, Arachnida, Sarcoptiformes, Pyroglyphidae.
UUUUGUUUUCAUUAAUACAACAAACAACAAAGAAUGAAGAAAAAUAACAUAACAUUCUACAAUUGAUGAUUGGCGUCAUCAACGAACAGCUAUCAUUCGAAUACCAGAAGUAAACAAAAUGAAUUCUCGACCAUUUUUACUUGUUUUCAUCACUUUUUUCAUACUCGGCUACCAUCAUCAUCAUCAUAUGGCUCAGGCAGCCUCAAAACGUUUGAAAAGUCGCAAUACAGCCAAACGAAUUCGAUCGGCUUGUGAUCAUAAAGAGAUGGAAUCCUGUAGCCAAAAAUUAACGAUGAUUGGUGAUGAAAAAUUCAUCUUUCCAACAAGUGUCAAACAGAUGGAGAAACGAUGUCGUGAUAUAAAAUCAUUACAACGAUGUGUCAAGAAUAAUGCACAGAAUUGUUAUGACACGGAUACGAAUCGUUAUAUAUUGAUCCUGUUGUACAGCAUAACCAAAACGAAUCGUGCUUAUUGUCGUAACAGUAAAAAACGACUAGCUUUUAUCGGUUUUGGCAAAUGUGCCAAUAAAAAUAUCAAAUUAUUGAAUCAAUAUAUGGCUGGUUUAAAUCGAGAUUUUCAUUCCAUCAAACAUUUGAACAAAGACCAAAAAUUGACCAUACCGUUGCUUUGCUGCAAUUAUCACAAAUUCAAAACUAAUAUAGCGAAUUUAUUCGAGGAUCAAUGUCCAGAUGAUUUGCCCGAAGUGGAAAAUCUACUCAAUGGCUAUGUGGGAGAUUUAUUGAAUGUCGGUUGUGGUGAUUUCGGUGAUGACGAUGAUCGUUGUGAUUCGGUGAUUAAGAAGACACCGAAUUGGACUGAACCAUUGGAACAUAAAGACUUUAUCAUACCACUCGUACAGAUUAUUGAUCAAAUCAAUACGGUGCCAAAUUCGACAGAAUUGGACAACACUAGACUUGACUGACAUAUUUACUUUUAAAUAAUCAAAAUCAUCAAAAUAAUCAUUCAUUCUUGAAUCUCUGGACAAAAAUUUGAUAUAUUGAUAAAAAAUAAAAACCAUUCUAAAAAUGUUACAAUAUCGAUAAGAGAUGGAACCACGCGUCACAUUGAAUUUUGAUAUUCCACAUUCAAUAAGCCAAUUGUAGUUGAAAAUGUACAUCAAUCUGUUGGAAAGAAUAAAAAUGAGAAACUAAAAUUGAAAA